Messenger RNA from Sitophilus oryzae (rice weevil), 1337 nucleotides. Its product is annotated as zinc finger BED domain-containing protein RICESLEEPER 2-like. The transcript has 2 exons. Gene Ontology annotation, molecular function: DNA binding. The record is from RefSeq and is a predicted model, not a curated record. Lineage: Eukaryota; Metazoa; Arthropoda; Insecta; Coleoptera; Curculionidae. The coding region runs from base 63 to 938 and encodes 291 amino acids.
ACUAGUCGAUAGGCCGUUAAAUUUGGAACGAUAUCGGCAGCGUAUGAUUUGCAAGUUGCAAAAUGUCCGAAAAACGUAAGCGUUCGGCAGUGUGGGAAAGUUUCCACUUCUCUCCAAAGAAGUCUCAUGUGAUUUGUAAUUUGUGUGAUGCUAAAAUUGUGUAUGGUCGUUCAACAAGUUCAAUGAACAAACAUUUAAUAGGUGUUCAUAAGCGUGAAAGUGGCAACACAGGUAAAGAACAAAAACAAACACAAAAUAAAGAUCUUGAAGCUGCAUCUACGAGUUCCAAUUCCCAAGCUCGCAUAACAGACUGUUUUAAAAGGAGAACCAUAUUUCCCCAAUCUCGCCAAGUCAAGAUAACCAAUUUAAUUACUAAUGUAGUAUCGGAAAAUGCGUUACCCCUACACUUUACGGAGAGUGCAUCUUUUAAGAAACUUAUGAAUUACCUAGAGCCAGAUUAUAGAGUGCCUUGUUACGAAACUAUAGUCCAAAAUUUGAAACGCGAUGAAAAGGAAAUUAAAGAUAUGGUCAUAGCCGAACUGAAAGAAGCUACACAUGUUUCAUUAACCACUGAUGCUUGGACAUCGAACAGCAAUGCAUCAUAUUUAGCGCUAACUGCAUCGUACUUAACUACUCAAUGGGCAAUUAGAUCCCCAGUUUUAGAUACAAUUUUCUUGGAGGAGAGGCAUACCGGUGACUAUUUGGCAUCUGAAAUUAAAAGUUCCAUUUUAAACUGGCAUAUUUACGAAAAAAUUGUGGCUAUUGUUCACGAUAACGGCUCUAAUAUUCGUCAUGUUGCCUCCUUGAGAAAUGACCAGUGGGUAGAUGUACCCUGCGCUGCACAUACCCUCCAACUGUGUGUUAACGCAGCUACCGGAUUGAAUACUGCAGAUUCUACAAAUCCUGUUGCCAAGUGUAUACAUGCACUAGCAGAUUAGUGGGACAUUUCAAUCACAGUGUUUUGGCAACAAAUGAGCUAUUGAAACGACAGGAAACAAUGCUUGAAAGCACAACAAAAAACACAAUUGUUGAUGAAGAUGACCACGAAGAAAUUCAACAAAUCGAAUCAGGUGAAGAAGGAACAUCUCAACCGCAAACACCCUCUUCGAAAACAUAUAAGCAUGGACUGAAAUUAAUACAGUACUGCAAGACCAGGUGGGAUUCAGCUUUCAGUAUGCUAGAUCGAUUGAAUACUUUGCGAUGGUGUGUGUGUGCUGUUUUGAGUGACUCAAAGGUAACAAAAAGAACUGACGCAAAACAUUUAGAACUGAAGGAUGAACAGUGGAAGUUAAUUGGCGACAUCUUACCUAUCCUAAAUUUGUUGAAAAUUGCCAACA